Syngnathus typhle (broad-nosed pipefish) is the source of this 527-nucleotide messenger RNA. RefSeq names its product gastrotropin-like. Bases 42 to 470 code for a protein of 142 amino acids. Gene Ontology annotation, molecular function: lipid binding. NCBI's taxonomy places the organism in Eukaryota, Metazoa, Chordata, Actinopteri, Syngnathiformes, Syngnathidae. The transcript has 4 exons. The record is from RefSeq and is a predicted model, not a curated record.
UGCAUGAAGGUUCAUGAACCUCAUGACGGUGGAGUAUAAAAAUGCCAGCAGUAGGCUUGUGGACAACAGUCAACGGUGCGCUAGUCUUCAUCAUGUCUUUCACAGGCAAAUAUGUGCUGGCGAGUCAAGAGAACUACAAAGAGUUUCUGCAGGCUAUUGGGGUAUCCCAGAUGGAGAUACCAAAUGAAGACAUGGUAACAGACCUCUAUGAGGGUGCUUACUACAGGAUUACCAAGUAUUUUGGGAGUCAAACUCUGAGCAACACAUUCUUGCUCGGCAGGGAGGGCGAACUGGAAGAUCUGGAUGGCGCAACCUUCAAGGCCACCGUCAAUAAGGAGGGAAAUAAAAUCAAGAUCCAGUUCCCCAAAUAUGUGUACACUGCUGAGAUAUCUGGUGACCAACUCAUCGAGGUCAAUUCCAUUCCGGGUGGGAUUACCAACAAAAUGGUUAGCAAGAGGCAACCAGAGUAAUCUGGAAAGAGGUCUUGCAAACUGCCUUUAAACCUAAUAAACGAGCAUUCAACAUGU